UUUAAUGACCUUUUCUUGACUUUUCCACCAAUUUACAGGUGUGUCUAUCAUCAUCAUCACAGAUGGUCGGAGACAUGGAUGCCCAGCAGCAGGAGCUUCAGCAGAUUCUGAACCCGCAGAAACUCAAGUCUCUGCAGGAAUGGAUGCAGAGGAACUCCAUCACUUUAACCCAAGUCAAUGGGCAGAGGAAAUAUGGUGGUCCUCCUCCAGGUUGGCAGGGUCCUGCUCCUGGUUCGGGCUGUGAGGUUUUCAUCAGUCAGAUCCCGAACGACGUGUACGAGGACCGCCUGAUCCCUCUCUUCCAGAGCAUCGGCACCAUUUACGAGUUUCGCCUCAUGAUGAACUUCAGCGGGCAGACCCGGGGCUUCGCCUAUGCUAAGUACGGUGACCCUCUUACAGCCUCGGCUGCCGUCACCACGCUGCAUCAGUACCGGCUGCCGGAGGGGGGCUGCCUGACCGUGCGCAGGAGCACCGAGAAGCGCCAGCUGCGUUUGGGGGAUCUGCCCGUCAGCAUGAAUGAAUCGAAGCUGCUGAUGGUGCUCCAGAUGCUCUCUGACGGUGUAGAGGACGUCCUGCUCAAGCCACCGGGGCCCAAAGGGAAAGAGGUUGUGGCUCUAGUCAACUACACGUCCCAUUACGCCGCAUCCAUGGCUAAGAAAGUGCUCGUGGAAGCUUUUCGGAACCGGUACGGCAUUUCCAUCACCGUCAGAUGGACUUCCUUCUCCAAGUCCAAGCGUGUCGAGGACACUCCCCAGGAAGACAGCUGCGUAACCCCACUUGUUCUGAAGCCGCUUUCUAAACCAUCGCUCCUGCAUUAUGACGUCCCAGCUCACCAGUCUCUGCUUCCUCUCUUCCGGGCUGUUGGGGGUCCGACCACCAGUGAGCAGAGAGAUGAGAUGAUUCCUCAACCCACCAUAAUGUCAAGAAAUGAGCUGAUUCCUCAAUCGUCCAUAAGGCAGAGAGAUGAGAUGGUUCCUCAGCUCCCCAUAAGGCCGAGAGAUGGGAUGGCUCCCCAAUCCCCCAUUAGCCUCGACGCCGUGUCUCAUCUGCAGUGGAUGUGCGAGGUCAACAGACUCGGCUCUCCGCAAUAUGAAGUCCACUUCCAUCACGCGGCUCCUGACGGAUUCCUCUACUUCGCCUUCAAAGUGCUGAUCCCAGGCCUGCCGCUGCCCCUGUAUGGGUUCGUCCAGAUCCUGCCAGGCACCAGCGCACGAGCCAUGAAGAGUGAAGUUUACCGGGCCGCCGCUGAACAGGUGAUCCAAACCUUGUGCCGAGUCUCAAAUUUGCGGCCUUUCUAAGAAUGUCAGAUUAUGGCUUGAUCGAAUGUGAUUGUGAUCAGUUUUACGUUCAGUAUUAUGUACUGUUCCGGUUAUAGAUGAUGAAUAUGUGGAAAUGUAAUGAAAAAUAAGCAUUUAGUUUACUGUUGAUGAAGAGAAAAAAAAAGGUGACCAAGGCAGUAUUACUUUUAUUUGAUUUUAUUUUUUUCAAGCUCUUGACUUUAGUGGUUUGAAGUUUUAUGUUCUCGUCGUUUUAUAAUAUUUUAACUAUGUAAUAUUAAUAAUUGAGUUGUUUUAGUCAGCCUCAUCAUAUUAGGAUGACUGCAUGUUUUCACGCUUUUCUUUUGAGUGUUUUUCACUGUAUUUCGACUUCACUUUGGUUUGCGUUUGUCACGAUUGUUCUUUUUGCAUGGUGUGCUCCUUGUGUUUCCUUGUUUGAUGGGUUGUACUGACUAUAAAUGACUUUUGUACAAUAAAUAAGUUGUU
Danio rerio (zebrafish) is the source of this 1763-nucleotide messenger RNA. RefSeq names its product DND microRNA-mediated repression inhibitor 1 (gene dnd1). The record is from RefSeq and is marked provisional. Gene Ontology annotation, cellular component: nucleus; cytoplasm. Gene Ontology annotation, molecular function: nucleic acid binding; RNA binding. Gene Ontology annotation, biological process: germ cell development. Lineage: Eukaryota; Metazoa; Chordata; Actinopteri; Cypriniformes; Danionidae.